AUGUCAUCUAGAAUACCUACAUUAAAAAGAUCCAGUACUAUAAAAAAAAUCAUGGUUAAUAGUAGUUUUUGUACAAAAAAUACCUCUAGAAAUGAGAAUAUAAGAGGAGAUAGUUUUACUAACAGUAAUAAUACCAUAAAUACGAGGAUAUAUAUUAAAAAUGACUCAUGUACAAGUUUAAGAAGUCCACUAACAUCAAAUGCAAAUGUGAGUUUUGGAACUAGCCAUGAUACAGAUAGUAAGCUGAAUAAGAGUAUAUAUUUGAAAGAAAAUAGAGAUAAUAAUCAAGAAGUAAAGACAAAAGUAGAAUUGGUAUCUAAGGAGAAAACGACAAAGCUACCUAGGGUUGCCCUAAUGACCAGAGGCCCAAAAAAGUUAGCAGCUAAUAAAGAAAUUAAUGAUAAAAGUGAAAUGCAAACUAUUAGUUCAGAGUUAAAAAGUUUAAAUAAUAUUUCUAAGUCUAUUACAAAAAAAGUUAAUAAAGCUUCAACUAACUCAUUAAAUAGUAAAUGCAGCUUGAAAUUACCCAAGUCAUCAAAAAUAGCUCAUAAUAAUCCACCUUUAGGUAUUCGUCAAAAAAAUUUAAUUCGUGAAAGAGAAGAAAAACUUUCUAGAUCUAAGAAACUGUUGGAAGAAAGAGAACAUAGUUAUAGAGAAGAAUUAAUGCUGGUUAAAACAACUAACUCUGAACUUUUAUUAGCUGAAGAGAAUUUCCAAGAACAGAAGAAAAUACUUAAAGAAGAAAAAUUGAAAUUAGAAAAACAAAAACAACAAUAUAGUGAAUAUGAAAUUGGGAGUAUGAAUGAAAUGGAGAAAAAAUUAGCAAUAAUUCAAAGUCUUGAAGAAGGGCUACACAAAACAAAGAUAUCUAAUAAGGAAUUUUCUGAUAAAAUUGAAGAAAUUAAACAUGAAAUAAAAUUUUUGAAUUCCGAGAUUUUAGCAUGUGAAAAGUCGAUUCAAUUAUGUAAACUUGAUAAUAAGGGAGGAGGAAAAUUGGUAGAUAAAUUAAAAUAUCCUUUUAAGAAAUCUAUAAAGUAUACUCUGGAAUUAGAAAAAUCAUUCUUAAAUGAUAAAUUAAUAAUAAAUCAGCUGCAAUAUAGAAUUCAUAAAUAUAAAAAACAACCAAGAUACGUUUGCAGGAUUUAUUCACAAGAAAUCCCAACAACGGCUAAAAUAUUUAUAUCAAUCCCAAAUGCUCCGAAUGAAAUAAAUUCUGAGAGUAGAGAAGAUGUAAAAUUUAUAGAUAGUAAUGAAGAACAAAUAUUAGAAAGAAAAUUUCCCUACUUUACUUAUUCUGCACAAGAUCAAUGCAUUAAUAUUAGUAAUAGAGAUAUUUCAAUAAAUAUCGAUAAAGUUGUAAAUUUUGAUGAAACUAGUCGUCCAACAUCUCUACUCAUGACAGAUUUAGAUACUAUUCAAGAUUUGCUUACUAAUACAAUUGAAGGGUUUUAUUUAAAUGAUGAUGAAACUUUAAGUAUGGAUAUUGGACUUUCUCAAGAGGAAUUUCCAUUUGUACAAGAAAGAAAAACAAAAAGUUCAAUGUUAAGGAGGCAAUCUUUACUUCAUACAACUGCACUAAAUAAUUUAGAUGAGUUUGAACAUUCUAAGGAUAAAAUAGAAAUUCUUAAAUUAGAAAUUCCUAAUCAAAAUUAUGGUAUAAAUUUGAACUCUAAAGAAAACAUCAACCAACUUUAUUGUGUAGAUUUAAAUGAACAGAAAGAUAUUGAAAUGGAUAUUUUAUUAAUGGUGAAUGAUAUAUUUAAUGCUAUCAGAUUAAAUUUGGGUGACAAAUCUUAUAUAACUAAAGAUACUAAUCAAACGAAAAUUGAUAUAGAAUCUAUUUGUUUUAUCAACAUUGGGGGAAAUAAUACAGCUUCUCGUCUUACAUUUUGGGGUAAAAAAGAAAGUAGAUGUAUUAGUAAUAUAUCAAAUAAAAGCAACUCUAAGAACUUCUUACUUUUCAAUAAUUGUCCUGAUAAUUCUAUAGAGAUGCCAGGGAUACUACAUUCUGUUAUUCAUCAACUAUUUCAAAAUAUGAGAUCUAUAAGUUUUAUUAAAUGGGGAUUACAGCUUGAUUUAGGUAUUCAACCAAUUAUAAAUUAUAAAUUGGAUAUUUCCAGUGAAAUAUUCACCACUGGUGAUAAUUCUCAAAAUGCGUUAUUACUUAAUAAUUAUAUAAGAUCUCACCAGUCUAACAAUAUAUUACAAGAAACAAAACAUAGUUCUCCUAUAAAAUUUCCUGGAGGUUUAUCAGGUCAUACUCAUCUUGAACAUAUUUAUAAUAAAUUAGAUGAGUAUGAUAUUAAUUCAGAAUAUGAUGAAUACUCUCGAGAAGAAAAGACCUCUUUUUUAAAAUUAUCUACUAGAUCUUUUGACAAUCCGGAUGAAUUGUUAAACUACAUAUAUGAUUCCAUUAAUAAAUUGGAUUUUAAUUAUCUUGCUGAACUUGAUGUAGCUUCAGGAUCAAUUUCUAAUUCUAAAAAGGAAUCUCACAUAAAUUGUAAUAUAUUAUCUUCUGACUCUAUUGAAGAUGGAUGUGAUCCAGCAAUAAAAAAAUCAUUUCAUAUUGUUUUAAAUUUUAAAUUAAUCGCUACAUUAGAAGAUAAAGAAUUGAAAGUUAAUUUUACGAUGUUGGAUCUUAGUGCCUCUGACCAAGAUGAAAUAGAUAAUGAUAUACAGAGUACUUUAGAUUUAUUAAAUGGAAGAUAUUCUAAGAGUUCAAUUACUGAUUUUAUAUCAGAUUUAUUUAUACAAGAAGGACAGUUUCAACUACCACUCACUUAUGUCUUAUUUCAUUCACUAAAGGUAUAG
This is a messenger RNA of Cryptosporidium muris RN66, 2811 nucleotides long. RefSeq lists its product as uncharacterized. The record is from RefSeq and is a predicted model, not a curated record. NCBI's taxonomy places the organism in Eukaryota, Apicomplexa, Conoidasida, Eucoccidiorida, Cryptosporidiidae. Bases 1 to 2811 code for a protein of 936 amino acids. The transcript has a single exon.